Messenger RNA from Cyclocybe aegerita, 1047 nucleotides. The record is from the annotation of a GenBank genome assembly. Lineage: Eukaryota; Fungi; Basidiomycota; Agaricomycetes; Agaricales; Hemipholiotaceae.
AUGGACGGAGACAUGUCAGAGACUUGCAUUCAACUAUCUUUCGACAACCCACCCAUCGAGAAGUGGAUUAACCUUCAGUUCACAUGGGCCGGCAAAUCCUUCAACGUUAAUGUUGCAGAGUCAGACAGAGUGUUUGACCUCAAAACAACACUAUACAGUCUGACGAGAGUGCCCAAUGAACGUCAGAAGAUUCUUGGCUUAGUGAAAGGAAAAAUCCCUCCUGAUCAGGUUCUAAUCUCUGAACUCAGCAUUGCCCCCGGAAAGAAAUUUACACUAAUCGGAACACCCGAAGGAGAUGAGAUCAAGGAUCCAUCCAAACUGGGGACCUUACCGGAUGUCAUCAACGAUCUCGACGUCGAUUUCACGGACAAUAUGGCGGCUAGCAAUCGCUAUCAACACGACGCAAGAAACAUCCGGAAGGUCCGCGAAGCAACCCAGAAUCUCCAAGUCAACCUCAUACAUCCCCUUCGAGAGGGGAAAAGACUUCUUGUACUGGAUAUCGAUUACACCAUUCUGGACACCAAACCCCUCACUUCUGGCAGUCUUCCACCCUCAGAAUGUGCCCGACCAGGUCUUCAUGAGUUUCUUGAGGCAAUCUACCCCUACUAUGAUAUCUGUAUAUGGUCACAGACAAGCUGGAUUUGGCUAGAAACAAAAUUGGUCGAACUGGGGAUGGUUGGAGGUCAUCGGGGCUAUCAGAUCUCGUUCGUUCUCGACAAAACGUGCAUGUUUACCGUUUUCACAGAGAGAGACAACAAGCCGUGGACGCAUUCAGUGAAGGCUCUACAGAUUAUCUGGAAUCACUUCCCUCAAUUCAAUGCAACAAAUACCAUUCACGUGGAUGAUUUAAGUCGCAACUUUGCUCUCAAUCCUAAAGAGGGUCUCAAGAUUUCUGCGUUCAAGGAUGCCCAUACCCCAGAGGCAAUGGCGGACAGAGAACUUGAGAAACUCGCUCGGUACCUGGUGCAUAUCGCGAAUGCUCCGGAUUUCACAACGUUGGCCCAUAAGAAUUGGAAGAGUGUUGUAAAGCAUCUGCCCCGGCCAUAG